Molecule: messenger RNA, 526 nt
Organism: Mastomys coucha (southern multimammate mouse)
Lineage: Eukaryota; Metazoa; Chordata; Mammalia; Rodentia; Muridae
Product: WAP four-disulfide core domain protein 15B-like
Exons: 4
Coding region: 155-397 (80 amino acids)
Cellular component (GO): extracellular region
Molecular function (GO): peptidase inhibitor activity
Source: RefSeq, a predicted model, not a curated record
ACACCCUCCCUCCGUUUUUAUUUCUACAGGAGCGUUUUAUCUUUCUUUCAGUUACUGAAGACAGUCCUGCUGAGUCCUUCUGAGGGUGGCCCUCCCAUGAAGCUGACAUAACCACACCCGGCCUCCACACUCACCUGCACAGUUUUCUUAGGAGAUGAAGCUGCUUAGCCUCUCUCUACUCACGGUGACCAUUCUUCUUUGCUGUAACAUGGCUCGGCCUGAAUUAAGGAAGAAGAAAGAUGUUUCCAAACCUGGGUAUUGCCCAGAGUUUCAUCUUUCCUGUCCCUUUACCCUUAUACCCAAAUGCAGUCGUGAUAAAGGCUGCAAGGACUCCCUAAAGUGCUGCUUCUACAACUGUCAGAAGCGCUGUAUGGAACCAUGGGAGAACGCCGAUUAGACAAACCUGAGAAGACACAUGUGAUGUAGUCAAGGAUAGCUGGCCUCCUCCUCCGAUAGGCCCAUCCGAAAACCAAAAUUUAAGUGCUUGUUAAUAUGAGUACAAAAUAAAGGAAUAAAGUGUUGUGUA